CCCAAAACCCCCCCCCCCCCCCCCCCAUUGCUCAAAUUUUCUUGUAUGCUCUAAGAACAUACAAUAUACCAUAAUAUUCAAGAAACCUCAAAUUUUAGCUUCUUUAAUGGCUUCUUCUCCUAAUAACAAAUCCAAGAACCAAUUAGUUUCAACUAUGAUCAAACAAGGCUUUAUUUCCAACCCAUAUAACUCUCCUUCUCCUUCUCCUUCACCGCCACGUGUCUCCAACCCAACUUCACCUACCCAAAUUCCGACCCGACCCGUUAAUCCAAACCCGACCCUUUUUGAAAUGAUGUCUGAGGAACAGACCCGCGAGUCCAAACACUCGCUUGAAUCGCGUCACAGAGCUCGCGACAGAGUUUUUAAGGUUUUGGCUGAUGCACCAUUUCCAGCAGUGGGUGACGUCAGGCUGACGAUAGCAGCGCGUGAUGGGUUUAAGGUUUCGAUGGAUGUUCACGGGCACGUGCUUGUUGAAAGGAGUAGGUUUUUUGCUGAGAAGCUUAAGAGAAAUGGGUCACAUUCGGUUGAGAUUCUUGAUUGUGAUGACGUAGAGGUUUAUGUGGAGACGUUAGUGCUUAUGUAUUGUGAUGAUUUGAAGAAGAGAUUGAUUGGUGAGGAUGUUACCAAGGUCCUCGGAUUGCUUAAGAUAGCUUCAGCAAUUAUGUUUGAUGAUGGAGUAUUGGCUUGUUUGGAGUAUCUGGAGGCUGUUCCUUGGUCCCAACAAGAAGAGGAAAAAGUAGUAUCUCAUCUCAGUCAACUUCAGCUUCCUGAUUCAGCAGCUGAUAAUAUACUUCAGAGACUUGUCGCUGAACCAUCAACAUCUUCAAGAUCCGAUGACAUUCUUCAGAGACUACUUACCGGUGUUUUACAGGCCAAGGAUGAUAAAGCCCGCAGAGAGAUGAAAAAAGUGAUAUCUCGUUUGCUAAGAGAAAACAGUUGCAAUAAUAAGAGUCAUGAAAGUAACCUUGAUAUCUCCCGGGAUACUUUGUAUCAUCUUUGUCACAAAUGCCUCACUUCUCUAAUACUUUGCUUGUCCGAAGCUACAUCUGUAGACGAUAACAGGCAGGACCGAGGGGUACUAAUGGGUGAUAUUGCUCGUGAAGCAGACAAUCUGCAGUGGCUAGUUGAUAUACUAAUUGACAGGAAAAUGGGGGAUGAGUUUGUGAAACUUUGGGCAGAACAAAAAGAACUCUCGGUUCUCCACUCCAAAAUUCCCACCAUGUAUCGCCAUGAGAUCAGUAAGAUCACUGCACAACUUUGUGUUGCAAUUGGUAGGGGAAAUUUGUUAGUACCAAAAGAUGUUAGAUAUUGUCUGUUAUCGACGUGGCUAGAAAGUCUAUAUGAUGAUUUUGGGUGGAUGAAAAGGGCUGGUAGAUCAAUAGAUAAGAACCUGGUUGAGGAAGGACUAGGCCAGACUAUUCUGACACUGUCAUUAGCUCAACAACAAACUAUUCUGCUUAACUGGUUCGAUCGAUUUCUUAACAAAGGUGAUGACUGUCCUAAUAUCCAAAGAGCUUUUGAAGUUUGGUGGAAAAGAUCAUUUGUAAAGCAAUAUACGGUUGAUUCUGAGUUACAAUUAGCUCUCUGUGAUUAUACAGAGUGAUUUGAACACUGUAUAAUAUCAAUCUUGGUUUGUUACGUGCUCCUAUACACCAAUGUAUAUAUGAAAUGCCAUGAUUCUUUCAAACAAUUGUGGAGUUUUUUCUGCUGUAAA
Messenger RNA from Lycium barbarum (goji berry), 1714 nucleotides. RefSeq names its product BTB/POZ domain-containing protein At5g60050. The coding region runs from base 107 to 1603 and encodes 498 amino acids. The record is from RefSeq and is a predicted model, not a curated record. The transcript has 3 exons. Lineage: Eukaryota; Viridiplantae; Streptophyta; Magnoliopsida; Solanales; Solanaceae.